Messenger RNA from Cercocebus atys (sooty mangabey), 3411 nucleotides. RefSeq lists its product as uncharacterized. NCBI's taxonomy places the organism in Eukaryota, Metazoa, Chordata, Mammalia, Primates, Cercopithecidae. Bases 72 to 893 code for a protein of 273 amino acids. The record is from RefSeq and is a predicted model, not a curated record. The transcript has 3 exons.
AUUUGGAAAGUACCCAAAUAAAUGAGAAGCUUCUAUCCUUGAUUUGGGGAAGACAUUCCUUAGCGGAGGCCAUGCAGCCUCCCGCCCCUGCAUGGCCCAGGCGGCACAGCUGGGCUCACUCUUUUCUGUCCGUUUCCUGCUAUGUUUUGCCCUCUCUGGCCUGUGACGUGCUCUUGGCGACUUCUUCCUCAGUGUCCUCUCUUUUCUGUCCUCUCUGUCUCACAGCCUCAUCUCCUAAGCCCCUCCCUCCUCCUGGCUCCUCCUCCCUGUCCUGUCUGGGCCAUGCGGGGGACAGGAGGCCUUCCUCCCCCUGGACCCCCUGGCCAGCCUCGGAUGCGGGGCCCGACAGCAGCUCGAAGGUCUCCUUGCUGCCGCCCUUCCUGAGUGACCAGGCACAGCACGUGCACGCCCUGGGGACCUUCCACCUCUUCUGCCAGGCGACAGGUCCUGCAGACAUUCGUGUUGUCUGGGAGAAGAAUGGGCGAGCUCUGGAGACCUGUGUCCCUGUGCAGACCCAUGCACUGCCCGAUGGCAGGGCCCAUGCGCUCAGCUGGCUGCAGGACGCCAUCAGGGAAAGCACCGAGUAUCGCUGCUCUGUCAUCUCCUCAGCAGGGAACAAGACUUCGAAGGUGCAGGUUGCUGUGAUGAGACCUGAAGUGGCCCACCAGGAGAAGUGGAGCAGAGAGCUUUCCGCCUGGAGGGCUGUGGCUGGGGAGCACGACCGGAUGAUGCAGAGCUGGAGGAAGGCGUGGGUACGUGGCCGCAGCCGGGCAAAGAAAGUAGGGCUGGAGCCAGGGGCAGGGCACCUGCCACAUCUGGUGGAUCUUUCAAGGGACCCAUUCAGCAUGGACCCCACUUGCUCCCUCUUAGCCCCAGAGCAGUUUCCUUUAUGAAACCUGCAACCCUGCGAGGGGAAUCCCAUGUCUUGUUGCUGAGGCUGCAGAUCAAGGGGCAUCUGGCCCCAGCCCUUAAAGGAGACCAAAGAAGGGAGGCAAGAUUGGGAGGGACUCACCGGUGGGAGCUGUCUGUUAGAUGAGCCCCCACGGCCACCCCACCCCCUGUACAGAGCACUCAGCCAGUCACUACUUUGAGGAGAGCAGGAAACCUGGACAGGUGGGGAACCCUCCAGGUAGCUCCUGGCUGGAUGCCUCACCUGCAGCACCUGCUGGAGGGGUCAGGGGGAGUGGCUUACUGAACUAAACCCUGGCAGGGACUGGGCUAUGGCACGGAAGUUGCAGGCAGCAGGGCAGAGGCUCCCUAGACAGGCUAGGCUCCCUAGAGGCUCCCUGUCUCCCCACGGAGACAGAGUUGUCCAGCCCUGGCUCCCAAAUAGCUGAUACAGAAGGCAAAGGCAGGGAUUCAUCACUGUGUGUGCUACCACCCAGGGUGGGGUCUGCAGCACUCAAAUGAGUGCGUUAAAGUGUGUGGGUUACGUGGCUGCCAGCAGACCCCCGAACUGUUGCCACUAAAGCCUGGGCAUUUACAGCUGAUCCUCUGUACUUCAGCACACACAGCCUCCCUCUCUCCAGCCCUCCUCCCUCUCAGCACAACCUGGGAGUCGAGUGAAUGCGCUGCUGCUCUGUCUUCCCGUCACAUAUGGGAGAACCACUCCUGGCAUGUGGAUCUUUAGACCCCAAGGAGGGGAACCACAACAGGGGGCGGAGGCCUUGAGUGCUCUGUCUGGGAUGGGCUAUGAGACAGCCUGGGCUGCAGAGCAGGAAAUGCCCAUCCGUUCCGCCAAGGAUUCAAAGACCGCAUUGUUCUUUCAGGAAAGCUGUAGCAAGGACACCUUGUAGCCACCAGGAAGGAGUCCCUGACACCGACCUCAACCCCAACCAGACCCUGCUGCCACUGACCACAGCCACCCCCGGAGAAGGCCUGGUCCCCCGCAACUGUGAGCUGUCUUGCCCAAACCCGCUCUGAACACAGCCACUGGGCUACCACCUGAUGCGUACCUCCCAGAGACGGGGCAGUGGAGAAGCCCUGAACCCAAGUGGGCCUGUGACAGGAACUAAGACUUAAAAAAUUAGGUGCUUACCUGGGACAGGAAGUUCUGUCUGGCACAAGCAGGUAACCAGGAUGGGUAACAGGCUUCGACAGCUGCUCGUGAACUAAAACAGCAGUAUGUGUGUAGGCUCCUCCUCUAGGGUCAGGCAGCAGGCUCUGAAGGCUGAUCCUACACUGUCCCAGUGACUCCCCUUUACAGAGUGCCCCUACCCCCUAACAGCCAACAGGGUUAGCAUGGCCAGCACAGAUUGCUGCUUUUAUUGAUGCAAAUCAAGCCUGCUGCUUCUCCUACCUGCAGACUUAGCCAAGGAACUCUAAGAUGCAUGACUGGGACAAGAAAAGGUGAGACUCCACAUGAAAAUGCCUUGCCUUAAACCCUGAAUGACUGUGAGAUGCGAUCUGGGAGUGCAUCUGUCAAGUCUUUUGUGUUUUCUUCACUAACCUCAGAAUACUGGGCUCUGUUUUAUCAAGCGCUGCAUUUAUGCCUCUGUCCCCUGUCAAUGCUCAGCUUCUGCAACAGGACACCGAGCUUGUCGCAGAAAGCCAAACAGGUCAAUUAUGCAAAUCUCCUGGUGCCAUAUUAAAUUUCUUGACAAUGGAAUGAGUGUCAUGAGUGUUUUGUUCUACCUGCUGCUUUCAAGUCUCUAAUUAUUAAAGCUGUAUCUCUGAAGACUGUCACUGUGUGUGUGAACUUGUCCUAAACCUGCUCAGCCUUUAAUCUUAUACACACGUCUCUUCUUGUCCGUGGAAUGACAGUUUUCAUGUCUAUCAUAAAACCAAAGCUUCUGUUAAAAGCAAGCCGCACCCCUCUGGUGAUCCUAGCAAAUGCUGAGUGUCUUCCCAGCAGUAUGACAAUGACCUGUUUUGCAUCCCCUCUUUCUGGGGCUGGACGAGUUCUGUAACAGCCUUUGUGUGGGAUCAGCAUACAUCGCCUGCUAAUUCCUUCAGGAUCCAUCACGACAGAGGUGUCCUGAAGACGCCGGAGACACCCUGGUUGUCUCCACACGUCCCCCCUCCGCACCCCGAGUCAAGAGGCCUAGCCACCUGUGAGGCGUGUGCUUGCCCAUCCAGCCAAGGAUGCCAGUCUUGCUCCCAGAACUAUCACACUCAUAACCUGAAGUUUUCCUGUAAAAUAUCCAUCAGCUCACUGUGGUUCUUGCUUUGGGUGUGGCUUCAACCACUGCAAACGGCUGAGUGAAAUGCUAUGGGCUUUGGACUUACAUUCUUGGUGCUGUUCUCUGUAUCUUCUCCUAAAGUCUGGAUUUCGAGCACUUUCACUCUUAACAAAAUAAUUACAUACUUGAAGUUUUCAUAAUGUGGGGUGUUCUAUUGGGAAAUGUAGUUAUGAGGAUGAAUUUUUGAGUCUCUGCUCUGCUGGAAAAGUAAAAAUAGAGUUGUACAUUG